GCCGGCAAACCAUGGCGCCAACUAACGGUCAAAAUAUGGACUAAAUAUUAUAAAAUAUUGCCAUUGAUUUAACAUUUUCUGUGUUCCUAACAACAUAUUUUAGUACAAGAGAACAAUUGUGGUUUAUUAGAGCCUACAUGUAUUUGUGUUAGAGGAUCACUUUAAGGUUACUGACGGUCCAAUUCAUGAAGUGGUCACUUGAACAACUUGAAUAUCCUGUUCUGCUUAUCAGCCAGGCUGAUGGAGCAGAUGCCAACGCCUAAUUCAAAAGCAGAACAAAAGCAAACUAGAAGGCAUUUGUAGUUGCUUCAAGUCAGCUCAUCUCAAAGACCAUGGCCGGAAGACUAGAGCAGCAUCUUCAAUGUCCGACCUGUCUGGAUGUCUUCAAAGAUCCCGUCAUGCUGCCGUGCAGUCACAGCUACUGUCGUGCGUGUCUGCAGCAGUGGAAGGACAAAGGAGAGCGAUCGUGUCCACUCUGUAGGACAGAGUUUCAGUCGACAGAUCCACCUUUGAACUUAGCACUAAGGAAUAUGUGUGAGAACUUUUUAAAUCAGGUCUGGUCUGAAGACACGUGCUGCUUGCACGAUGAGAAACUCAAACUUUUUUGCUUAGAGGACCAGGAGCUGGUGUGCCUCAUUUGCAGAGAUUCAAAAAUCCACGCAGGACACAAGUUCCGUCCCCUCAAAGAAGUUGCGGAAGAUCAUAAGGAGGAACUUCAGUGUGAACUGCAGCGUGCCAAGAACAGACUAGAAGAUUAUACCAAGGUUAGAGAGAACUGCAUAGAACUGGCAGAGUACAUCAAGGUCCAGAGCGAGAAGAUCGAAAACAAGAUUAAGAAGGAUUUUGAAGAGCUCCGUCGCUUCCUAGAUGUCGAGGAGAAGGCCAGGUUAGCUGCGGUCAUGGAAGAAGAGAAAAUCAAGAGUCAAUUCAUGAAGGAGAAGAUUGCGGCUUUAAGCAGAGACAUGGCCACUCUGUCACACUUUAUCAGACGCACCGAGGAGAAUCUGGCAUCUGACGACAUUGCCUUCAUGAAAAACAUCCUGACCGCAAUGAGCAGAUACCAAGAACCGCUCGAUGAACUGAAGCUGCCCGGAGGAGUUCUGCUGGACGAAGCCAAACACGUGGGCAACCUCAAGUUCAACAUCUGGGAGCGAAUGAAGGAGAGCCUCUCCUACAGUCCCGUCAUUCUGGACCCCAACACGGCCGGUCCGGGUCUUAUUCUGUCUGAAGAUCUGACCAGUCUGACUUUAAAUGAAGCAAAUCAGCCCCCAGAGAAUCCAGAGAGGUCCAAGGCGAAAAUUGUGCUGGGUUGCGCUUUGGACUCGGGAACAAACAUUUGGGAUGUAGAGGUGGGAGACAACAACGACUGGUGUUUGGGGGUCCAGUGGGGCGACCCUUGUUUGCCAGCUCGAAUGGUGGGUUUUUUCUUUGGAUUUAAGGAUGAACCCUUCCGAAUGGCCAGACCGGUCCGGUAA
Molecule: messenger RNA, 1475 nt
Organism: Corythoichthys intestinalis (scribbled pipefish)
Lineage: Eukaryota; Metazoa; Chordata; Actinopteri; Syngnathiformes; Syngnathidae
Product: E3 ubiquitin-protein ligase TRIM35-like
Exons: 2
Coding region: 333-1475 (380 amino acids)
Biological process (GO): protein ubiquitination
Cellular component (GO): cytoplasm
Molecular function (GO): zinc ion binding; ubiquitin protein ligase activity
Source: RefSeq, a predicted model, not a curated record